Messenger RNA from Dermatophagoides pteronyssinus (European house dust mite), 881 nucleotides. RefSeq names its product chitosanase-like. Gene Ontology annotation, biological process: carbohydrate metabolic process. Gene Ontology annotation, cellular component: extracellular region. The record is from RefSeq and is a predicted model, not a curated record. NCBI's taxonomy places the organism in Eukaryota, Metazoa, Arthropoda, Arachnida, Sarcoptiformes, Pyroglyphidae. Gene Ontology annotation, molecular function: chitosanase activity.
AAGUUUUUGUCAUAUUUUUCUCAUUCAUGAAAAAAUUAUACAAUAAAAAACUUUAAACAAUGAAACUAGCCGUGAUCUUAUUAUUAUUUUUGGGCGUAUCAGUCUCGAGCAAGAUGACUGCCAAGCAAAAACAUCGAUGUGAAGAGUAUACAUCGAUUUUCGAAAAUGAUACAACCGAAUUGCAAUACAGUUAUUGUGAAAAUAUCCAUGAUGGCCGAGGAUAUACUGCUGGCCGUGCAGGUUUUUGUACAGGUACAGGUGAUGCUGUCGAAGUUAUCCGAAAAUAUUCAGCUAUUAAACCGGAUAAUUUAUUAAAAAAAUAUAUCAAGGAAUUGGAAAUUUUGUCCAAACAUGAAAGUGGUGAUACAUCCAAACUUCAUGGAUACUGUACAGCAUGGAAAGAAGCAGCAAAAGAUCCUGAAUUUCGUAAAUGUCAAGAUGAAGUAAGCGAUGAAAUUUAUUACAAGCCCGCAAUGCAUGAAGCUAAUCAAGCAAAUGUUCAAACACCUUUAGGAAGAUGCGCAUUUUAUGAUGCAAUCAUUCAACAUGGUGGCGGUGAUGAUCCGGAUUCAUUGAGUGCCAUCAUCAAACUGACCAAAAAAACAAUGAAUGGUGUAGUUAAUGGAAAUGAGAAGCAUUGGAUUAUGAAAUUUUUCGAAAAACGAAAAUACAUUUUACAACAUGCCCAUAAUCCUGAUACGCGUAAAGAAUGGGCUCAAUCAAUCGAUCGUGUUGAUGCUAUGAUCGAAUUGGCGAAUCAAAACAAUUGGAAUUUAAAUGUACCAAUGCACAUUAAAACUAAAGACCAUGAUAAAACGAUUAAGAAUUGAAUCAUAAUGAAAUAAUUUGAAACAAAAUAAAAAUAAAAUUUUUGAAUCCUU